AUGCCCAUGGAAAAUAUGCGACUUCUGUCUAAGAAGGAACGUACUCUACGUAGUUCUAUUGAUAACCUGAAAACUUUCAUCAGGAAUUACCAGGAGGAUCGUGAUCGAAAUUCUAUACCAAUACGAAUGGAAAAAUUGGACCAGACAUUCGAUAAGUUUGUAGAAGUACGUAUGCAGAUCGAAUUGCUAACUGACGAUCAUGAUGAUGACGAGGAGUUUGUGGAGUCCGUAGAAACCGAGGAGGAGAGGUCUCUCUUGCGUGCUGAAAUCCAAGAGAAACGGGAACUGGAAAACGCCAAAGUGAUUCAAGAGUUCGAAAAUACAUAUUAUGAUCUCCGGCAGUCAUUGGCUGCUUUCACGAUACCUGCAGGUGGAAGUUCCAGUUCAGCCCGAGCGCAAACUCAAUCCACGACGACAUCAGAACCGCAGCCUAGGGUCAAACUCCCGGAAUUAAAGAUGCCUUCUUUCAGCGGAAAGCUCCGGGAGUGGAUUACAUUCCGUGACACCUUUACAAGCGUCAUCCACAGCAAUUCUCAUUUGUCGGCUAUCGACAAGUUUACAUAUCUGCGAACAUCAUUGACGGGGGACGCUCUGAAGGAGAUUUCAUCAAUCGAAAUGACGACAGCAAAUUAUAAUAUUGCGUGGCAAGCAUUAAAUAAUUGUUACGAGAAUAAAAAGCUUAUAAUAAAAUCUCAUCUAGACGCAUUAUUUUCUAUAAAACCAAUGGAGAGGGAAUCCUAUGAACAAUUAAAACGAAUCGUGGGUGAAUUCGAAACCAAUCUCAUGAUGUUACAGAAGAUGGGUGAAGAAGUAGAUGGGAUGAGUACCAUCUUACAGCAUAUGGUGUGUCAACGCUUAGAUUCCGCCACUCUCAGGAAUUGGGAAAGCCACCAUAAUUCGAAAAAUGUACCGAUUUACAGUGAACUAAUCGAGUUUCUGAAAAAUCAAUGCCAAGUUUUACGGAACAUUGCUUCCGCUCGAUCAACCCGAGGAGAGCCUACUAAACAAUAUCGUCCAUCUACAACCAGUCUUACAGCAAUUCAGCAAUCAACGCUGUGUCCUUUCUGCAGUGAGCAGAUGCAUUCUGCAUUCAAGUACAACAAAUUUACGAAACUUAAAACAGUAGAUCGUGUGGAGGAAGUCAAACGAAGGUCGUUAUGUUUGAAUUGUUUAUCGCCAGGUCACAUUGCACGCUUUUGUUCUAAAGGAUCAUGUCAUACUUGUGGAAAAAGCCAUCACACUCUCCUACAUUCAGCUGCUGCUAGUUCGCAAACCAGAACAGCUCAGCACCCGAAUACGCAACCUAGAAGACGCGACAAUGGACCGAACCCGCGACCACCACAGAGUCAAUCCAUACACCAAGCUCCGAACUCAACACACACUCAGACAAUACAACUGCCACACGAAGAAUCUCCAUCCACCCACACUGAAAACCCAAGCAUCAAUCAACCACAGUUCCCAAGCACCACAGACUACCCUUCUACUAGUCACAACACUGUCAUGUCGGUGAACACGAAAACCUAUUCGAACACCGUCAUUCUCUCUACCGCCCUCGUGGGCAUAAUUGACGAUUUCGGCCAUAAAAUAUUUGCUCGAGCAUUAUUAGACUCUGGAUCUCAGCUGUCUUUUAUGACACAAAACCUAGCUCAGAAAUUGAAGUAUUUACCAGUCAAACGAAUCGAUGUCAGUAGAUGGAGAUUACCUGGAGACAUUGUGCUAGCGGAUCCAGAAUUCCACAACCCAAGCAGCAUCGACAUAAUCCUAGGGGCCCAAGUGUUCUUUGACCUGUUAGUUGACGGUCAAUUCAAGUUGGAGAAAGGAGGACCUAGCCUUCGUAAUACUCAUUUUGGAUGGAUCAUUUCCGGCAGAAUAGCAGAUAAAUUUUCUAUCAAAUCGACCACACUCUCACACCCAUGUACCGAGGAAAAAAUAGACGACAUUCUUACGCGAUUUUGGGAGUUAGAAACAUGUCGUACAACAAGCAUUCUCUCAUUGGAAGAAUCGAUGUGCGAAAAAUUAUUCGACGAAACUACCACUCGUGAUUCAACAGGUAGAUUCAAUGUCACGUUACCGAAAAAGGAUUAUGUAAUCGCCAGGCUUGGUGAAUCCCGUUCAAUUGCCAUGCGCCGUUUUUUAUCUUUGGAGCGUCGCUUGGACUCUAACCCUUCGCUGAAGACAGCUUACAGUGAUUUCAUACACGAAUAUUUAAAUUUAAAGCACAUGCGAGAAAUCUCUGUAGCAGAGAAGGAAAUAGGUUCGGAGCCCUACCCUUAUUACCUUCCUCAUCAUGCUGUGAUACGACCAGACAGUACCACAACGAAACUACGGGUCGUGUUCGACGCGUCCUGCGCGAGCUCCUCAGGGGUUUCGCUGAAUGACGCCUUAUUAGUGGGUCCUGUGAUCCAACAGGAUCUGCUUUCAAUAAUAAUCCGAUUUCGUCUCCGAAAAUUUGCCAUCGUGGCUGAUGUAGCCAAAAUGUACCGAAUGAUCAACAUCAACCCAGCAGAUUACCAUCUCCAAAGAAUUUUGUGGAGAGAUUGUGGUACCGAAUCGAUUAAAACCUUCGAGCUUACCACUGUCACAUAUGGGACUUCAUCAGCACCAUAUUUGGCCACGAAGUGCCUUCAACGAUUGUCAGUUGAUGGCAAGCAGCAGUAUCCCACGGCAGCGAAGAUACUGUCCGAGGACUUCUACAUGGAUGACCUCCUAUCUGGUGUAGAUAACGCGGAACAAGGCGUGAAAAUAUAUAACGAACUGACUCGACUACUCCGAAGCGCGGGUUUCACACUUAGAAAGUGGAACUCAAACUGUCCCGAAAUCCUAGCAGAGAUUCCAGAUUCUCUGAAAAACAUGAGUAAUUCUCUUGAAUUCGACUCAUCCGAAAGAACCAUUAAAAUGUUGGGUCUGAUAUGGGAGCCACAUUCAGAUUAUUUUCACUUCACUGUACCUCAGUGGAAUGAAUCUACCGAGAUUAACAAGCGAAUAAUAUUAUCCGAUUUCGCUCGCCUUUUCGAUCCGCUUGGACUGGUUGGACCAGUAAUAGUCCAAGCGAAGAUAUUUCUCCAGGACCUUUGGAAACAAGGGUGUUCGUGGACUGAACCAUUAAAGGAAGAGCUUCGACAAUGGUGGCUCAUAUAUCGCUCAAGCAUGGUUGGGCUGACAAACCUGAGAAUCCCACGGUGGAUUGCCUUUAGCAAUGAUGUUGUUUCUGCGGAAAUCCACGGUUUUUGUGACGCGUCGGAGAAGGCAUACGGUGCCUGUGUUUACCUCCGCUGUAUUACUGUCUCCGGAUCCAUUUCGGUCAACCUAAUUACUGCGAAAUCUAGAGUCGCACCGCUAGAUGAUACCAAACGUAAGAAGAAAAAGAUGACUAUACCUCGACUAGAAUUAUCUUCCGCCCUCGUUCUCAGUCACCUGUAUGAGAAGAUCAUAAGUAGUAUCCAAAUUUCUGCAAGACCACAGUUUUGGACUGAUUCUACCAUCGUCCAAUGUUGGUUAUCGUCACCACCAUCCCGCUGGCACAUUUUUAUUGCUAAUCGUGUGUCAGAAAUCCAACACCUGACACGAUCAGGUAUGUGGUGCCAUAUCGCUGGAACACACAAUCCAGCAGAUGCCAUAUCACGUGGCAUUACACCGGAAGAACUUGCUGACCAUCAUUUGUGGUGGAAAGGCCCAGAUUGGCUGAGCAACCCGAGAAGCUCGUGGCCUCCGAUUAACUCAACUCAAAUUGAAGAUUUAGACACAUCAUUAUUAGAAGAGAAAGUCGUCGUAUCAGCAGCAGCAGCACAUAUCGAAGCUCCUAAUGAAUUAUUCACACUGAAGUCAACACUGUCUUCGCUUGUACGAAUAACUGCAUUGUGUCGCAGAUUCGUUUUUAAUUGCCAAAAUUGUACAAAUACACGAACUGGAUAUAUAUCAUAUAUCGAACGCGAGGAAGCAUUAAAUCAGCUGAUCAAGGUAGCUCAAAACGAAAGCUUCGCAGAUGAAAUAGUAGAUUUAAAAUUAAAUGGACAAGUCAAAUCGUCAUCACGCCUAAGAAAAUUAAAUCCUCAUCUAACGAGAGAUAUCCUUGUGGUAGGAGGUAGAUUAGAGAAUGCCCCUAUCAGUUCAAGUAGGAAACAUCCUAUCAUCCUCGAUAAUCGUCAUCCACUCGCACUACUGAUAGUGAAGCACUUUCAUCAAUCGCUUCUACACGCGGGUCAACAAUUAUUGAUCGCCAGUGUACGAGAGCGGUUCUGGCCACUUCGUCUGAGGAAUUUAUCGAGGAAAGUGAUACAAAGCUGCGUUAGAUGCUUCCGAGUAAAACCAAAGGUCGAGGACCAGCUAAUGGCUGACUUGCCAGCGGAGCGCGUGAAUCCAGUUCCACCAUUCACAAGAGUAGCCGUAGACUACUGUGGCCCCUUCAACAUUCGAUUCCCACAUCGAAAAGCAGACAUUCGAGUCUGUUACGUGGCUAUUUUUGUCUGCCUCGUGACGAAAGCAGUACACUGCGAAAUGGUUUCCGAUCAAACAACAGCAGGUUUUCUAGCAGCUUUGAAACGUCUCGUGGCUCGACGUGGACAUCCAGAAGUCGUACUGUGCGACAACGCUAAAAACUUUGUCGGCGCAAAAAGGGAAUUAGACCAGCUACGCAAAUUCUUCAACUCUCAAAUGUCGCAGCAAGCAAUUGCACAAGAAGCGGCUAGUGAAGGAAUCCACUUCAAAUUCAUUCCCCCCCGAUCUCCAAAUUUCGGGGGUCUGUGGGAAGCCGCCGUGAAAUCGAUGAAAUAUCAUUUUAAACGGACGGUUGGCAACGAAAUUCUCACCCCAGAAGAAUUCUCUACCUUACUGACCCAAAUCGAAGCUUGUAUGAAUAGCAGACCCCUAAUACCACUCAGUAAUGAUCCAAUGGAUUUGGAAAGUUUGACUCCGGGUCAUUUCUUAGUCUACAGGCCGUUGACCGCGAUACCAGAACCAUCGCUAGAUCAUCUCCAGGAAAACACCCUAUCCAGAUGGCAAAGGGUUCAAAAACAUCUCCAGACAAUCUGGAAAAAGUGGUCCACGUUGUACCUUUCAGACCUUCAAAAUCGCACUAAAUGGACGGAGAGGCGAAGGAAUCUGAGGGAGGGAAUGAUGGUUUUACUCAAGAACGAGAAUCAACCUCCACUUAGAUGGGCUCUCGGUCGUAUCGUAGCUGUCCACGAAGGAAGAGAUGGUAAUGUGCGCGUCGUGGAGGUAAAAACCAAGGACGGCACAUACACCAGAGCGAUAGCGAAGAUUUGUGUCCUGCCAAUCAAGGACAAUGAUGUUAUCGAAAACCAUAAUUAA
Molecule: messenger RNA, 5307 nt
Organism: Toxorhynchites rutilus septentrionalis
Lineage: Eukaryota; Metazoa; Arthropoda; Insecta; Diptera; Culicidae
Exons: 2
Coding region: 1-5307 (1768 amino acids)
Biological process (GO): proteolysis; DNA integration
Molecular function (GO): nucleic acid binding; aspartic-type endopeptidase activity; zinc ion binding
Source: RefSeq, a predicted model, not a curated record